UUUCCUGGGUCUCUGGAUGGGUUAUCUGUGCUGUCUCAUCCAUGCCCCCAGCGCGGCAAGGACGUUAAAUGGUGUUAUUAUCAACCUCCCGGCCUAAGCCAUCCAGUUUACCUGCCAUGUUUAAAUGGUUAUAAUUAUCACUUUAAUGAUUAGCAUUACUAACUAGUGUGCAGCUGCAGAAAAGACUGAGCAGCGGAAAAAAAGGCUGUCAUGCCAUUGCUCUGGGACUACAGAGAAUGAUGCAUCUGACGUAGUGAGUCAGAACUCCAUGCUCAUCAGAUGGGGAUGAAGCAAUCAAAUACCUGAGCUGGUCCUAGAGCUCACUUUCCAUUUGAGGAGCAGUGCAAGGGCCCAUCCCCCACCCCAGCUGGGGGGUGAAAUUUAAGUCAGCAUGGCUGGGAAGAAGAGUCUGUGCAAACAGAUCGAUGCACAGAAGAUGGCCAGUAUCCUGCAGACAGCUAUGGACACUACCUUAGUGAUUGAUUGCCGAUCCUUUGUGGAGUAUAAUAUUUCACAUGUGCUCAGUUCUGUUAACAUUUGCUGCUCAAAGUUAGUGAAGCGGAGACUGCAGCAGGACAAAGUUUUAAUUACAGAGUUCAUUCAACCAGCUUGCAAAAUCAAGAUCACAGUCCAGGAGAAACAGAUGGUGGUCAUCUAUGACCAGUGUACAACUGAUGUGGAGGCUCUCAUGUCGGACAGUUUUCUUUACAUUCUUCUGGGCAAGCUCAACACCAGUUUCCAAAGUGUUUCUCUUCUAACAGGAGGAUUUGCUGCUUUCUCCUCAUGUUUCCCUGCCCUUUGUGAGGGUAAACCAACUAACAUUCUGCCAAUGAGCAUUUCCCAGCCAUGCCUACCUGUUGCCAACGUGGGGCCGACUAAAAUCCUUCCACAUCUGUACCUGGGCUCUCAAAAAGACGUCUUAAAUAAGGAUCUGAUGGCACAAAUUGGCAUCACGUAUGUCCUUAAUGCCAGCAACAACUGUCCAAAGCCUGAUUUCAUCAGUGAGAGCCAUUUUAUGCGCAUUCCAGUCAAUGACAACUAUUGUGAGAAGCUUCUUCCGUGGCUGGACAAAUCAACAGAAUUUAUAGAUAAAGCAAAGCUCUCCAAUGGUCGUGUGAUUGUUCAUUGUCUGGCUGGUAUUUCUCGUUCAGCAACAAUUGCCAUUGCUUAUGUUAUGAAGACCAUGGGCAUGUCCUCCGACGAUGCAUACAGGUUUAUUAAAGAUAGGAGGCCAUCAAUAUCUCCUAAUUUCAACUUCUUGGGACAGCUGUUAGAGUAUGAGAAAAGCCUGAAGUUGUUGAAGGUUUGGUCCUCAGCUUCAAUGAAGUCCCAAAAAGAGAGGCAUGAAAGUGAAUUAGAGUCCAAGUACGUGGAGACAACCAGCAGUGUUACUGAGAGCAGUCAUUUUGCUUCCCCUACCUCAGAGACUGUAGGAGAGACUGAAAAUGUAUCCCAGAAGAUCACUGACUGUCUGUCCAAGGCUGAAAGUGACAGCACAUGCUUAGAUUCAACAGUUGUGUCAUCUGUCAUUUUACAACAAAGUCUCAAUGGUCUACAUCUCUCUUCAGAGCGGAUUCAGGACAGUAAUCGGCUAAAGAGAUCAUUUUCUUUGGACAUCAAAUCAGCCUAUUCGCCAGCAUCCAAUGUGGCUGCUUCACCCAUGGACACAGAUGAUGCAGCUAAGCUUUGCAAAUUUGACAGUCCAUCCAAUCUACCAUCUCCGAGUAAAUCUUCUCUGUUUUUAGAUAGCCCAUCAAGGGUACACUGUGUUGGUCAUGGCUUACCAGUUCUAGAUAGUCCAGACAGAACCACUGGCAAUGACUCUCCUCUAGAACCAAAAGUGCGUCAUAGGAGAAAGCACAAGUAUAAUGGCGACUUGACAGGCUCAAGUAGUUCACCUGUUCACACACUAACUUUAACUGGGGGUGCAGUGGGCAAUACACAAAAAACUACCGCAAGCACAGAGGGGGAGAGUAUCAAAACAACUCUGUUCUUGAACCUUCCAACUGGAAGCCAACAAAACUCUUUAGGGAAUAAUGGUAUAAGUAUUUGGAGUAAACACUUGGAAACAGGUCACACCACAACAUCAGCCAACUCCGCUGUGGACAGCACUUGGUACUUUAGUUCGGACUCUCAGACGAGCCAUACUAACAGUGUCCUUUUUACUGGAAGCACAGCGUAUACGUCUUAUAGCUGCAGCACUGUACAGACAAACUGUGAGGUCAGACUGAGGGACAGACAGCCAGAGCACAGGGAUUCUAGACACAGCUGGCAUGAGGAAAGCACAUCAGAAAAACAGUUCAAGAGACGCAGCUGUCAGAUGGAAUUCGAGGAAGGCAUCUCAGAGAGCAGGUCGCGGGAAGACCUGGGCAAGUUAGGCAAACAGUCUAGUUUUUCUGGGAGCAUGGAAAUUAUUGAAGUGUCUUGAUGCUCCAAUGUCCUGGGCUUAUUUAACAGUGAAGGGGAGGGUUGGUUAUUUAUAAAUUAUUUUUUGUGAUUUAAAGUAAAACAAGACUACAGUAGUACAAACCAUGAAAGUCAUGACACAUCACUGAGCAAACUCUGAAAAGGAAAGAAGAGGGAGACGUUCUUUGAAAAGUGCACUAGAGUCAGUAUUGUGUGCUCAUUAAAAUAUGUAGAAUAAAGUGUCCCUUACUUUGCCAUUCCUUCAGAUUUUUCAUUGUAUAACAAUAUUUAUUUUCUACAAGAAUAUAUUUUCUUCCUGUACUUAUUUCCUAAUUUGUUUAUUUAAUUUGGUCACAUGUUGUGCAAUUUUGUUGUUUACAUCAUUGCAUAUAUCAUGAAAAUUCUUUUCCAGGAAACUAAAAUUAAAAAAAAAAUGCAGAACUACACAAGUUCAAGCAAAGUACGGUGGUACUGGUGUUCUAUAGUUUCUGCUGUUCCUUUGGAGCAAAGAAGGUUAUUUUAUGAACUGCAGUGAUCAUCUGCAAAGUCCUUACUGGUUUAAUCACAGAUCUUUCUCAGGGUAGUUUGGCCAAAAGAAAAACUAAAAAAGCUUAUGUAGGGCUUGUGUCACUUUAUAUCUUAUUCAUUCUUUAUUCAAACAGUUGCCAUUAAAUUAGCAAGCUGUUCAUAGACAUCACAGACACAAGGUGCAGGGUUUGAUUCUCACCCUUAAAGAGAAGAGAUGUUGGCUAGGCUUAAAUUGGCCUGCAAGGGCAGCUAGCCUUGUACUUACCUUGGAAGUUGGGCACAGAUACUUACUACAGCAAACUCCAGGGAUGUCAGCUUUAUUUGUUAUCUUUUAUUGUAUUGCUCCUUUUCACAGUUUGCCUCCCUUUCACUCCCGGUUCUGUGCUUGUUCAGUGAAAUGGCUUUCUUAACACUGCACUAUAAUGUAAGAGUGUCAGAAUUUGUCUGUCUUGGUCUGCGUGUUUAUAUAUGUACACAUACAUACAUACACAGAUAUACAUAUGGAUUCAAAUACGGAGAGUAGAGAAGAGGACAGAAAUUGAUACAGACACGCACAUAGACGUGUGCAUAUAUUUGUGUCUGUUGUUUUAUAUAUCUAUGUAUGUCUAUGGUACACAGUUUUAUUUUUUUUUUCAAAUAUUUAAUAUCUUUUGUGUCUGUUUCAUUUCGUCCAUCAAGACUGAAAAAGUAAACAAUACAAACUGUUGACGGUACAUGGACUAAAUACAAACUGUAUUGUUGAAGGGAUAAACACUUUGAGCAAUACAAAUCUCAUUCAUUUUUGUUCAGUGUUGGACAGUGUCACAUUGCAGAACUAUCUUUCAUUAAAACAAAAGGCUGUUUCCAGAAUAUGAUUAUCCUGUAAAGUUGAAAGUCUGAGCCAGGAUCUCCCUGCUUGCUUUUCACUUUGUGUUUCUCAUGUUGAUAUGUUUUUGUUGAACUGUUAGAAAAAAAGGAUAGUCAUUGUUGGCGCAUCCUACUUUGUCUUCUCCAUUAUCGUGACGCUGGCAAUUUGGAAUUACUUAUUUAAUGAAAAGUCAUGCAAGUUCAAUGAUAAAUUUAUGAAUCAAUGCUGGCAGUUCGGAUCACUAAUAUAUUAUUGUACAUAACAGUGUAUCAAAGAUUUGUUGAGAAAUGAGAGUAAAACAGUUGAAUUGUUUUUGUGCUGCUUUAUGCAAAUACCUCAGGUUUAUGGCGCGCCUUUGCCCGUUUUCUGUACGGAAGGAGAAAAUGAUAAUGACAAGAAAGUGUUUCUCAUCUCAGGUUAUUUUAUUUUUUUUAAAGGAAGAAUUUCAUUAAAAAAUAAGCUGCAA
Protopterus annectens (West African lungfish) is the source of this 4247-nucleotide messenger RNA. RefSeq names its product dual specificity phosphatase 8 (gene DUSP8). The transcript is spliced from 7 exons. NCBI's taxonomy places the organism in Eukaryota, Metazoa, Chordata, Ceratodontiformes, Protopteridae. Gene Ontology annotation, biological process: negative regulation of MAPK cascade; protein dephosphorylation. Gene Ontology annotation, molecular function: protein tyrosine/threonine phosphatase activity; MAP kinase tyrosine/serine/threonine phosphatase activity. The coding region runs from base 392 to 2428 and encodes 678 amino acids. The record is from RefSeq and is a predicted model, not a curated record. Gene Ontology annotation, cellular component: cytoplasm.